AUGUCCUAUUCUAAUGUGGCAGUCCGUUUUUUUACUGCGCCAAAGCCGCUCGGUAAUACGAUGGAUCCUGACGCUAAAUCAUCAGAUCCGUCUGGACACACGGUCAUGAGACCGAAUGUCUCGGCUGAUCGACCUGAAUCCGAAGCUGUGGAGAUGCAUAAGCCGAAGCACCAGGGCUUAACCUUCGCUAAUCAGGAUUCAUUGCCCAAACUUCCUAUUCCUGAUCUGGAGGAUACAUGCCGCCGGCAUUUGGAGGCUCUUGUUGCUUUGCAAACUCCCAGGGAACAUGAGGAUACCAAAGCGGCCGUUAGGGACUUUUUGAAGACCGAUGGACCUGUUCUUCAAGAGAAGUUGAAGAACUAUGCCUCUUCGAAAACGAGCUUUAUUGAGCAAUUUUCUGUCGUCUUAAAUCUUAAUCCGUUCUUCCUGUUGGAGGAUGAUCCAACCCCUGCUCGCAAUAACCAAGUCACUCGUGCUGCAUCCUUGGUUGUUUCAUCCCUGGCAUUUGUACGUGCGGUCCGAAAGGAGGAGCUUCCACCUGACACUGUACGGGGGACACCGCUAUGCAUGUAUCAGUACUCGCGACUCUUCGGAACAGCACGCCUUCCCACCGAAAAUGGCUGCGUCAUCAGCCAAGAUCCAACGGCAAAACACAUCGUCGUAUUGUGCCGGGGCCAAUUCUAUUGGUUUGAUGUCUUGGACGACAAUAGCGAUCUCAUUAUGACUGAACGCGAUAUUGCGCUCAACUUGCAUGUCAUCGUGGACGAUGCAGCCCAGACACCAGUUCAAGAAGCUGCUAAAGGCGCCCUGGGAGUUCUCAGCACAGAGAACCGAAAGGUCUGGUCGGGUCUACGGGAUAUAAUGACCAAGGAUCCUUCUUCGAACAAUGCCGAGUGCCUCAAUAUCGUUGACACCGCAUUAUUCGUGCUCUGUCUCGAUGACACCGAACCUUCAAACACCGGAGAGCUUUGCGCAAACAUGCUGUGCGGUACGAGCGAGGUCAUCAAGGGUGUGCAGGUAGGCACUUGCACAAACCGAUGGUACGACAAGUUGCAGAUCAUCGUCUGCAAAAACGGAAGCGCGGGUAUCAAUUUCGAGCACACAGGCGUUGAUGGACACACUGUUCUGCGAUUUGCCAGCGAUGUCUACACCGACACGAUUCUCCGUUUCGCAAAGACAAUCAACGGUCAAGCCCCAAGUCUCUGGACAACAUCUAGCCCCGAUCCAGCCAAACGUGACCCCCACAGCUUCGGAAACGUCUCUACUACCCCACGCAAGUUAGAAUGGGACAUGAUGCCCGAGCUCAACAUCGCCCUCCGUUUCGCCGAAUCCCACCUCUCGGACCUCCUCCACCAACAUGAGUUCCAAGUUCUCGACUUCGAAGGCUUCGGCAAGAACUUCAUCACAUCCAUGGGCUUCUCCCCAGACGCCUUCGUGCAAAUGGCCUUCCAAGCAGCCUACUACGGCCUCUACGGCCGCGUCGAGAAUACCUAUGAACCUGCGAUGACAAAAGUCUUCCUCCACGGUCGUACAGAAGCUGUUCGCACCGUAACACCCGAAUGUCUAGACUUCGUCCGCACAUUCUGGGGCGACAACCCUGCCGAAAAAAAGAUUGAUGCCCUCCGCACCGCGACUCAGCGUCACACAGCUAUCACAAAAGACUGUUCCAAGGGCCAAGGGCAAGACCGCCACUUAUACGCAUUGUACUGUCUGUGGCAACGCUCCUUCGAUGACGGUCUCUUCCACGACAACAGCUCCGUCGAAUACUCCAGCCCAAGCGAGAAUCUAGAAUCACCUAAACUCUCCGCGGUCUCGGACGACGGUUUGUCUUCCCCUGCCAGCGGCAGUAGCCGCGGCUACAGAUCCGCUUCUCUACCCACACCAGCGAUCUUCAGCGAUGCAGGCUGGGAUAAGAUCAACAAUACCAUCCUGUCCACGUCUAACUGCGGAAACCCUUGUCUGCGCCAUUUCGGCUUCGGCCCCACAUCCGCCGACGGGUUCGGAAUUGGGUACAUUAUCAAAGAUGAAACUAUUUCCUUCUGUGCGUCUUCGAAACACAGGCAAACAGCCCGUCUAAUGCAGACACUCGAAUCAUACCUAUUCGAGAUUCGAAAACUUCUCCGCGCUGCAAACCGCAAAACGACUAGUCCCCGGACGAGCCGUGCCCGUGAGACAGAGGCACUAGCCGAACGCUUCCAAUCUGAUUCCCAGCGCCGAGGUAGAAUAGUAUAUGGCGAAAACCGUGGUGCCGAUACGCCUGCCACGACGACUGAUAGUGCUGAAAUGGAUGAUGAUGGAAUGGGCGGAUAUGGAUUCUUUGAUGCUGGAAUGCUGCUUCAUGCGCUUAAAGGUGUAAGUGCUGAGCGGGAUCAUAGGGCUACGCCUGAGAAAAGGAGACGCGUACCCCAGACGGGACUGCGCUGGGCCCGGGGCUUUUCGACAUCCCCGCGCCAUGCCAAAUAUGCAGAUACCCUUCCUAACCUCAAGAUCGGAGCUCAUACGAGAGUCUUGUUCCAAGGAUUUACGGGACGACAGGCGACCGCCAAUGUCAAGGAGUCGCUGGAAUGGGGCACCAAGAUUGUGGGCGGCGUGAAGCCUGGAGUUGAAGGUGAACAUCUGGGCCUUCCCAUAUUUCCCUCUGUAAAGGCGGCUCAAGCAAGAGCAAAGCCCGAUGCAUCUGCGAUUUAUGUUCCGGGAAACCAGACUGCAAAGGCCAUUGAAGAGGCCAUUGAAGCAGAGAUCCCAUUGGUAGUGGCUGUAGCUGAACAUGUUCCUAUUCAUGACAUUCUACGGAUUCAUUCUAUGCUGCAAACCCAGUCCAAGACGCGUCUUGUCGGUGCAAACUGCCCGGGUAUUAUAUCAGCCAUUGGCAAGUGCCGUAUCGGUUUCCAGCCCUUACCUUGUUUUGCUCCCGGUAAUAUCGGCAUUGUGGCCAAGUCGGGCACUCUAAGCUAUGAGACAGUUGCCUCGACUACCCGUGCUGGACUGGGUCAGAGUCUCUGUAUUAGCAUGGGCGGUGAUGUGCUAGCUGGUACCAACUUUGUGGACGCCCUCAAGAUCUUCGAGCAUGAUUCUGAUACCGAGGGAAUUAUUCUUGUUGGUGAGAUUGGUGGCACCGCUGAGAUGGAUGCGGCGGAAUGGAUUAAGGACUACCGACAGCGGACUGCCAACCCGAAGCCCAUUAUGGCUCUCGUUGGUGGCUUGGAAGCACCUCCAGGUCGGAUUAUGGGACACGCAGGUGCCUGGUGUGCGCCUGGAGAGCCGGAUGCGCAGACCAAGUAUCAGGCACUGGAACGUGCUGGUGCUGUCAUGGUCAACCACCCAGAGAAGUUUGGCGAGGGCAUGAAGACUCUUUUGGGUACUGGAGUGAGCAGACCCGGUACACAAUCCUUUUCAGCCACUGGGGCUCAACGGCGCGGCUUCCAUACAAUGAGACGUGUCAGUCCGAUCGCGAGGCCGGCUCAGCAAAAGCGCAACCUCUACGUUAAGCAAUUCCAGGCAUUUGAUAUUCUAAAGCAGAAAUAUAUUCCUGUCAACGAGCAAACGUCGCCCUCUGACGUGUCUGUGUCCAUCUCGGUUGACCGUACUUCUUUGUCGCCGUGCAUUGUCGCUUCACCCAAUGCAGAGUUCAGCCAUACCCAAUCCCGCAAGUUUCCAUUCAGCUACACCGAGACCAACUUGGAGAAUAGCUCACUUGUCUCCGCCGUGGCUUCAUAUGUCGGCCUUCCCGAAUCAUCACACGGCAUGCUCGCAAGCCUGGUUCAAGCCCUAUGGAACAUCUUCAAGGAGAAAGAGGCCUUCGUGCUGGAGACCCGAGUUGGAACCUCUGCCGAUGGAAUCUUGGAAGUGCGUGGCGCAAGGUUUGGUUUCGAUGACGCCGCAUUCCGAAGCUCAGGGCGCCAGGAAGAGAUCCAUUCCUUGCGGAACACUGCCGAGGAAGUCGCCGAGGAGGUUGAAGCUGAGAAGGACGGAAUUGUUUAUGUCAAGCUGGAAGGAGAAGGUAGCAUUGGUACACUCGUGAACGGGGCGGGACUUGCCAUGAAUACGGUCGAUGCCCUCAGUAUUCACGGUGGCCACUGUGCCAAUUUCCUUGACACUGGCGGCAAGGCUACUUCCGAGACGGUCAAGUCGUCAUUUCGAAUUAUCUGUUCCGACCCCCGCGUGAAUGCAGUCUUCGUCAACAUCUUCGGUGGCUUGACACGAUGCGACAUGAUUGCCGAGGGGAUCAUCUUAGCAUUCCGGGACUUGAACAUGCAAGUGCCUGUUGUGGUGCGACUGCGUGGAACAAACGAGGAGCUUGGGCAGAAGAUGAUUGCCGAGAGUGGGCUUCCUCUCCAUGCUUUUGAUGGAUUUGAAGAAGCAGCGAAAAAGGUCAUCGCCCUUGCUCAGAAAUAA
This is a messenger RNA of Penicillium longicatenatum, 4395 nucleotides long. RefSeq names its product ATP-grasp fold subdomain 2. The record is from RefSeq and is a predicted model, not a curated record. Gene Ontology annotation, biological process: carnitine metabolic process. NCBI's taxonomy places the organism in Eukaryota, Fungi, Ascomycota, Eurotiomycetes, Eurotiales, Aspergillaceae. Gene Ontology annotation, cellular component: mitochondrion. The coding region runs from base 1 to 4395 and encodes 1464 amino acids. The transcript is spliced from 12 exons. Gene Ontology annotation, molecular function: carnitine O-acetyltransferase activity.